UUCCAUAAACUGUAUAAAGUAUAAACCCAGAAAAAAAUAAAGGCCAGUUUUAUUUUUUGUUGAGAUCCCACAAAACUAUUAAGGAAGCUGUGGUAACUGGUAAAUGCUUUGCAAUGGCCACUGUGAAGAACACCGAUAUCCCAGAAGAUGAAGUGAUUGAUAUUCUCACCAGGCUUCCAGUGAAGUCUCUGAUGAGAUUCAAGUCAGUUUGCAAACCUUGGGGUGAUCUUCUCAGGAACCCAGAUUUCAUUAGGCAGCACCAUCUCAAGCAAACCCAUCUCAGCUGUAGCUCCAAUUUCAGGGUCCUUAUGAAGCAUGGUGCUCAACCAGCGGACUGUUUCUUCUCUCUUUCUCUUUCUUCUGCCCGAGAUGCUGGUGAAGAGGUGCUUACUCUCGAAGAGAGAGUCUAUGACCCAGUCGUAUUGGGUCCUUGUAAUGGCUUACUCUGUGUUUAUGGUUAUCGGGAAAAGAUUGUUUUGUGGAAUCCUGCUAUUAGAGAAUUCAAGACUCUACCUUUGUCCCCAAUUAAGCGUCGAUCAGGUACAGGGUCAUUUGGUAGUCUUGGGUUCGGGUUUGAUUGCGAAGCCAAUGACUACAAGAUCCUUAGAUUUGUUACUGAUUACUUCGCUGAUGAUGGUGCGGGUGUACCUUCAUGUGAUCAAAUUGAGAUCUACUCUCAGAAAAAUGAUUCUUGGAGGGAGAUUCCGUCUCUGGAUGUGUGUCCUGGUGGUGUCCCUUGGUUUAGUCAGUACCAUAAUGGGGUUUAUUACUGGUGGGCAGAUGGGAUUAAUGGUGGAUUGAUCUUGUCCUUUGAUUUUGCAGAUGAAGUGUUUGAUAAAGUGCCACUGCCGGGUGUUGGGGUUUCUUGGGGUGAUUGCCUUCCACAGCUUGCAAUCUUCAAUGGAUUGCUUGCUUUGAUUCGUUACAUUCGGGGGGGUCCUGAGACAUUGGUUCAUAUAUGGGUGAUGAGCGAAAGAGGAGUGAAAGGAUCUUGGGUCAAACAAGCGAGUAUUGGACUGAUACCUGGAGUUGUGAGGCCCUUAAAAUUUUCGAGGAAUGGUGGGUUUUUUUUGGAAGAUUUGGAGGGCCAGCUGUCUCUGUAUGAUCCGAGCUCCCAACAGCUGAAAAAUCUCCAACUCAGUGGGGGAGAGGGUUUAUUACAAGUGAUAAAUUAUGUGGAGAGUCUUGUUCCAAUCAAUGAUAGACGUGAGGAUGAGGAUGAACCUUCUGCUCAUAUCAGAAUCUGAAACUUACAGAGUAAGAGGGACUAGAGAACUGUGAGAUGUGAAAAGACAAAAGACUAAACUAUAUGUGUGUUACAGGAAUAUUAUUCUUCAAUGUCGUAUUCCUAUAUUAUGUGUUUGAUCUAUAUGCUUUCGUGUAUAACUAAUUACAGCAUUUACCUCAAUGUUGUUCCUUUUUUAUUUUCCUUUUCUAUGAUCAAAGAAUGGAGCUGUUGUUGUCCAUCACUUUUACUUGUAACUGUUUUGAUUUCUUUCGUAUGAUCGCAAAAUUUAUUAGUGGGUAAUUGUUCUCCUGUCCAGUUGUAGAGAUUUGCUAUGAUAA
Tripterygium wilfordii is the source of this 1566-nucleotide messenger RNA. RefSeq names its product F-box/kelch-repeat protein At3g23880-like. Gene Ontology annotation, molecular function: protein binding. Lineage: Eukaryota; Viridiplantae; Streptophyta; Magnoliopsida; Celastrales; Celastraceae. The coding region runs from base 114 to 1247 and encodes 377 amino acids. The transcript has a single exon. The record is from RefSeq and is a predicted model, not a curated record.